CCAAGACGGGGUGGUCUUGAUAGUUGCAUGUCCAAGACCCUGGCUCCCGUUCCACCACUUCCAUUGGCCGCGGCCUUCUCGCGGAAAUCAAUCCGCCCAACCCAGACAACAAUGCGGUACCUCGGCAAUUAUGGGAAUCCCACUAUGGCUGACCUCCCCUUGGUCAAUGAUACAAAACAUCCUCCAAACAAAUCUCCAUACUGUACUUCUUAACCUAGGUAUGCCGACGGUGGUCAUAUUAUUUGAUUAAUCAUACUUUUGCUCGACCUACUUCCACUUGAUUAUAAACAAGCCUAGUCUCAUUGGUAUCCUCAAGUGUUUACCGCCGCCGUCUUACAUCACUUUCACUGUGUGACAUACACUUGACUCUUCACCUGUAAAUCCGAACGCAAUGGGAAAGUCGGAAGAGGAAUCAAAGGAGGCGCCUCGCCCUACCCUCAUCAGGCCGCCGCCUGAGGACCCAAGCAAGGCGCCCAUCGAGAACACUUCGGAGGUCACAGAACUGGCCGUGAUCGGACCUAAUAUCUUCACCAAUGCCCGCCAACCAUGGCAUCCCCCUGGCGCGCGCGGUAUCUACGGCGGCGCCGUGAUCGCCAUGUGUCUCGCGGCCGGCCAAAAGACCGUCCCAUCUGACUUCCUCGUCCACUCCAUGCACUGCUACUUCCUCCUCGCCGGCUCCGCCGAACUUCCCAUCCUCUUCCACGUCGAGCUCGUCCGGGACGGCCGCUCCUUCGCCACGCGGACCGUUCAAGCGCGCCAAAAGGGCCGCUGCAUCUUCACCACCACCAUCUCCUUCGUGCGGGAAGGGUCCAGCGGGCCGCGGGGCAGCCAAGUCUCGCACGCCUCAUCCAUGCCCAUCGACGAGAAGACGGGCAAGCCGUGCCAACCGCCUCCGGAUGACUACGACGGCGAACCCGAACUCGUCCGCUCCAGCCCCAACCCCUUCCAGAGCGCGCGGAUCGAGGUCACCAACGCCGACAGCCCGCGCCCGCAGGACAAGAAGGCGCGGCAGUGGUACCGAGCUAAAGGAAAGAUCAGCGCUGAGGGAGGGCAGCAGGCGCACCUGACCGCGCUGGCGUACGUCAGCGACUCGUACUUCAUCGGCACCAUCGGGCGCAUCCACAAGCUGUGGCGGUUCCCCUUCCACCCGGAGGACUUUGGGAAGCUGCCCGAGGACUUGCAGGAGCGGGUGCGCGCGCUGCACGAGUGGGAGGGUUUGGGACACCCUAAGGAUAUGGUGGGCCGGCCGGAGAUCGGGAUGAUGGUCAGUCUGGAUCAUUCCAUCUACUUCCAUGAGCCGGCCAAGGUCAGGGCGGACGAGUGGAUGCUGAGCGAGAUGGAGAGUCCGUGGGCGGGUGAUGGGAGGGGUGUGGUGACGCAGAGGAUCUAUAAUAAGGAUGGCAUGUUGUUGGCUACUUGCGUGCAGGAAGGGUUGGUGAGGUUGGAGAAGAAUCCUGGGAAGACGGAUUCUAAACUCUAGUCUAGGCGUGCGGCGGUCUGUGUGGAUUGAGAUAUUAGAAAGGAGAGCGAUGUAGAAAGGAUUCGGUUUUCCAUGAUCUUGUGGAUAGAGUAUAGACUAUUUGGAAAUAUAAACACAGCGCUGCUGUACUGCGUGCCUCUACCUGGCAGGUAAUAUCAUUCCACCCCAAUUCUGACCAUAGCCCCCAAGGCAUCAUUCGCAAGCCCAAUACAUACCGGCUGCGUACGGUGCCAGCCCCAGGUGCCUGCUGCCAUCGUUCCUGCCGCCGCUGCCGCCCGGCCGGCACGCCCUUCCCCACGGCAUAACAGACAUCGGACGACAUGGCACCCGCCUCCGCGCACCUUCCCAGACUGGCCCAGGC
This is a messenger RNA of Neurospora tetraspora, 1841 nucleotides long. Its product is annotated as thioesterase-like superfamily-domain-containing protein. Gene Ontology annotation, cellular component: peroxisomal matrix. The record is from RefSeq and is a predicted model, not a curated record. Lineage: Eukaryota; Fungi; Ascomycota; Sordariomycetes; Sordariales; Sordariaceae. The transcript has 2 exons. Gene Ontology annotation, biological process: acyl-CoA metabolic process; fatty acid catabolic process. Bases 392 to 1480 code for a protein of 362 amino acids. Gene Ontology annotation, molecular function: fatty acyl-CoA hydrolase activity.